Taeniopygia guttata (zebra finch) is the source of this 3099-nucleotide messenger RNA. The record is from RefSeq and is a predicted model, not a curated record. Lineage: Eukaryota; Metazoa; Chordata; Aves; Passeriformes; Estrildidae.
AUGGCCGCGGGCGGCGCUGCCGGGGCGGGAUCGCGGCGGUUCCCGGGGCGGACCCGGAGCCGCCGUGAGGGCCCGGGACCCGCAGGGCGCCGCCUGGCGGACACGGAGCGCGGUGCGCGCGCGGCGCCCCCGCGUGGCCGCGGGACAGCGGGGCGCCGGCUCCGGCCCUCGGGGCUUUAUUGUGCGGCGCCCCGAACCCCGCGGCUGCGGGACACAGAGGGGGGAACACGGGACACAGAGAGGAGGAUAAAGGAGAGACGGGGGAUAAGGAGGAGGAGAAAAGAGGGACAGAGGGAACCUCACCCGAGCCCCGCCUGGGGAGCCCGCACCGGCCGCACCCGGCACCUCCAAGCGCUGCCGAGCAAAUGGCGCCUGAGGCGGUUUCCGGGGUUUAAAUGCCCUCGGCCCCGCCCCGCGCAGGCGCUCUGGAGCCCCGCGCACCUGUGCCGGCCCCGCCCCUCACACCUGUGCGGCCCCGAGCUGCGCACGCGCGCUGUGGCCCCGCCCCUCACACCUGUGCCCGCCCCGCCCCUCCCUGGCCCCGCCCCCGCACCGCUGUCCCGCGGCCACGCGGGGGCGCCGCGCGCGCACCGCGCUCCGUGUCCGCCAGGCGGCGCCCUGCGGGUCCCGGGCCCUCACGGCGGCUCCGGGUCCGCCCCGGGAACCGCCGCGAUCCCGAUCCCGCCCCGGCAGCGCCGCCCACGGCCAUCCCGGGCCGGAACCGAUCCCGGGCCCGGCGGGGGAGAGGCGGCACCGCCCGGGACCCCCCGGCAGACCCCAGCAGUGCUCGGCCCCGGUCGCGGCCCCGCCGCAGCGUCCCGUGUGAGACCUGUCAGACCGCUGGGAUCAUCUACGUGCCCCGUCCCCUGGGAGCUACCAAGAGUACUUGCUCCAAAGUUUCCAGAGGCACCAGAGCUGACAAACAAGGAGCUGAGUGGCAAGGAGGUGGCUCUCCAUGCCACCAGGUGAGUGGUACUGCCUUUGUGCAGGUUACAAACCCAGAAUAAAACCAUUUUGAUUGGAAACGACCCCUAAGAUUGAUCCCGACCAGUUCCUGACCCUUCAUUCUCCCUUUAGUUUGGUGAUUGAGAUGAUCUUCAGUUCCCUCUGGGGUACCAAUCCCAGGGGCUGCACAGAUCCCAAGAGGAGCCUGCAGCCCAGCACUCUGCCAAGGUGCCUUCACCUCCGAGUGCUGCCCUGGGAGAGGUGUGCAAGGAGGGAUCCAGGGGCCCAGAGGGCAGGGGCCAGUGGGAUGGACACACAGGCAUGUGCACUCAUAACGCUGCUGGAGCCAGAGAGGCUCCAAUGGUUAUUCCUGGCCAAGGAACACGUUCAGAAAGCAAAUUUGUUCAUGGCAAGUUUCAGCCCAGAAACCAGAGGUUUUAUGGAGAAGCCCAGGCACACUGGCCUGCCUCAUCCUCACUGUGCGCAGGUGACAGGAGUUAGACAGAGAUGCUGUACCAUCCCCAGACCUUCUGGCCACUCUGCAGAUCCAACCGCUCCCCCCGGUAUCCCAAAAUAUGCUUCAUGGGUCCAACACCAGGGUGUCAGGGAGUCCCUUUUAUCAGCAAACUGAUUCUGGGAUCUCGAUUCAGUCAGACAAGACUUUGCACAUAAAGAGGGAAAACGGACACGAACUCUCCCAUAAAUGCAUAAAGUUACUUUAUUUUCAGUAUACAUUUAUUUAAUUUUGAAAAAUAUAAAUGCUAAAAUAUCUCAUCAUUUUCAUCUUUUGAUUCCAUAAAAGUCACAAUAGAAAGCUUCAUAAAACUGUAAAAUACUAUAAUGUUAUAAGGAAUUUCAUUUUUUAUAUUACUGGAAAAAAAAAUCACUUUAAUAUGUUUGAAAUGUUUUCUGUUUUUUUCCUUUUAGUUCCACCAUCUGAUCCACUUCAUUUCAUCCUAAGUCCUUGCUCUCUCCUCCAAAGAAAACAGGGACUUACGAGAAUUAAAAACAAGAAUAAAAGUAUCUGAAAGUGCGACUUGAUUCAAAUACAGAUACGAAGGUGCAUCAGCUCCGGGAGGGGUAGCAAAACCCUCAUUUUUGGGGAGACAGGUCACCAGGCACCUGGUGCUCUGCACCAGUGGAUGGAAGCUGUGCCCACGGAACUGACUGGGACAGCCCCUGCAAUGCACCUGAUGGCACCUCUCCUCUCCUCUGGGAUUGCUACACGUCCACGGUCUGGGCAGGAUGUGCAGCAGUCCCACAGGUGGCUCCUGUGUGCUCCAGAGGCAACACUCCAGCUGUGUCCCCACUGGGUGCCAGGAGUGCUGUUCACCACGGGAUGGAGAGCACUGGCUAAAGCUGUCAUCACGCCUCCCAAGUUACCUGUCCUCCAGCAGCAGAAGGGAUCCCAGAGCUGCUCCUCUUCAGGCCUUUCCCAAGUCUCCCCAGCAUUUUCAGAGCAGGUUUCAGCCGGGUUCCUGGGUUACUCAACACAGAUUUCAUGGAAACUGAAGGGGAGACCCCUCAAGAGCAAGCAGGGGCUGUACAGAGGUGGUGGCUCCUGUGUGGGAGCAGAUAUUAAAAUUUGGCAUUUAAGGUCUCAGCACCAUCAGAAAAUCCUCUUGACUUCACCAACCCAGACUUUGGUUUCACAAGGACCAAGAGGCAGCACAUGCCCAUCCUCUGUGCUGGGAUUGUCUCCAUAAGGGAAUUCGCCUUGAGAGCUGGGGUGCUUUUUCUUCUUGUUCUGUUUUUUAUUUUUGGACGAAGCUUUCAGUGUGUUUCCCUACAUCCUGGUGAAGCCCAGUUUCCCAAACACGCCUUUAGAUGCACAUAAUGGUAUGAACAUGCUACAGAGAGAAAAACCUCUCUCCUGAUUUGAUGUCCACUCGCUUGGUUCCACCCCAAAAUCCUGGGAUGCCCAUGCCUGGCCUGCUUAGCCUUGCUGCAUUGCUGGGUGUGGGGCUGAGUAGCCAAGGUUUAGGGUAAAUUCUGGAGAUGAUGGUACACAGGGUGGGAUGCAGGAGGAUGCGGAUGUUUGUGAAUCCAAGUAUCAGGAUAAACUUCCCAGCAGGCCACCUUCAUCUUCCUCCUCAUCCACUGUGCCUGAUGAGGUACAGACCCAAGGUACACCUUGGAUCUUCUCAAUGCACA